Effrenium voratum is the source of this 771-nucleotide messenger RNA. Lineage: Eukaryota; Dinophyceae; Suessiales; Symbiodiniaceae. The record is from the annotation of a GenBank genome assembly.
AUGGCGCCCAAGCAAAGCAAGGGAUAUAAGUCCUCUACUGAGCAGCCCGAGCAGCCGGAGCAACCGGAGCAGUCAGAGCAACCAGAGGACAUCAUCAUGGAAGAAGAACAGACAACGGCAGAUCCCAACAUUGCUUGCGGCUCUUCGGAAGACCCCUUGGUCAGUCAAAUCACUCAAAGCAUGAGUGAGAUGAGCCUGAAAGAGAUGAAGCGGGCUCUUCGCAAGAAGGUGGAAGAGAAGGAGGAGUUGGAGAACCGCAUGAAGGAGUUGACCAAACAACUCGCAGAGGAUAAGAAGAAGUUUAAGGAGCUGAUGGCACCGCUUCUGGAAAAGGAACGCCUUGAAAGAACCAAGAUGCGCCGCGAGGAAACCAAGAAGGCAGGUCAUGAGGACAGAGCCAGCUACAUCAACCUCGACAUCAUGUACAAGGGUGUGAAGUACCAAAUCAACGUCAAGAAAGGCAGCUCCACGGGCAAGUUGCGCGAAAAGCUGGUGGAGCUCUUCGGUCUCAAGAGCAAGCAACGCCUUGUUAUGGACUUCAAGGGGACUUACGUCUACAUCUCCAACAACGGUAAGUCCUACGGGUUGAAGCGGUGGAACACUCUUGGGGUCAACAGUGGCGAUUGCAUCAAUGUUUCGUUGCCGGACACCACCACCACAGAGAACACUGAGAACAACAACGAGGUGGAGAGUGCUGUGGAGCUCAAUGAGGAGGAGAACAGUGAGAGCGAGAGUGAGACCAGCGGGUCUGAGAAAAAUUCAGAGAAGUAG